Molecule: messenger RNA, 1545 nt
Organism: Seminavis robusta
Lineage: Eukaryota; Bacillariophyta; Bacillariophyceae; Naviculales; Naviculaceae
Source: the annotation of a GenBank genome assembly
AUGGAACCCCGUGUCGUCGAGCGACAACGAUCCAGAUUGACCCCGGAACGCACCAGGUCACUCGACGAGGCCGCUGCCGGCUUCGCUUCCAGGAGCCAGUUCUGUAUCUGCGGCCGACGACGAAAAAGUACUGCGCAAAAAGAAACGACGCCCGCAAACCGCGCCAAGCACGGUGCAAAAGACUCCCCACCCGUCGGUGCCUUGGAAGAAACGACAGAAGACGUCGAGAAAAGCAUGGCCAUGGUGGCAAAAAGCACAACCGAUAAAGACAGGGCUGCUGGAAAGGUCGACGGCGAUCCAGCAGAAGACGAUGGGCACGGAGUGCACGGUGACCAUGCGAAUCUGAUCGAAGCCGUUUUGGUCGAUGAACAAAACACAGCAAACCAUACUGGCCCGAUCAUUGUACAAGCCGCUGUGGAAGUCGACAAAGAGGCCGACUCCAACAACAAUCGACGUCUCCUUGCAUUUGUCGUCGUCGUGUGUUGUUGUGCGGUGGUGUUGAUCGUCGUGGCCAUUGUCGUGGCAGUUGUGAUACUGCAGACCAACAAUAACAACGACAACGCUGUAGCGUCGACCGCUGCGCCAGUUUUGACAUUGCCUCCACAAGCUCAGCGGCCAAACACAGCAACAACAACAACGAACAACCUCAGAGCCAAGGCAAUUCCAAUGGGAACAACAACCGACCUGAUGGAAAUCAAGACGGAAGAAUCAAGCCCCUACGUCAGAGCGUUGGAGUGGAUACUAUAUUCUGAUCCAUUGCAAUUGGAUCCCACCAUGGAGGAUGUCUCACGCGUGCAGCAGCGGUACUUAAUGGCCCUGUUCUACUUUUCGUUGUCUCAAGAUGGGGAGUGGUUGUCGUGCAACCCACCCGACGUGGAGCAAGCGGAUGUAAACAGCUUUUGCGUUCACCAAGAAUACAAAGCAGCUGAAAUGGGGGCGGCUGCCCGUUAUGAACCAAAAGACGCCCAUCGGUGGCUUAGCGGGGUUCACGAGUGCUGCUGGGCUGGAGUACAAUGCGAUGAUGAUGGAGAUGAGGUAGAAAUGAUUGAGUUAGGCGGCUACAAUCUCAACGGUGAACUUUUGCCAGAAGUAGGCUUUUUGAGUGGACUCAAACGGCUCUACUUGACCGACAACAGUCUGGUUGGAUCCAUACCUUCUCAUCUAGGGUUACUAAAUGAUCUGGAAUAUCUUUCAAUCGCAAUGAAUGGUUUGGAAGGAUGGAUACCAUCAGAGCUCUGCGACUUGCGUAACCUCAAGAGUCUCGUGCUCAACCACAACGCGUUGGAAGGAACUAUUCUUGAAUGCUUCGAAUGGAUGACACAGCUCGAAAGAAUUGUCCUUUCGCACAAUCAGCUCACUGGUAUCGUCACGCCCAAGCUUGGUAGAUUGCGCGACCUGAAAGAGCUGCGAAUUGAAGGAAACAGAAUAACAGGGCCUAUGGUGGACCAGUGUUGCGAAGAUGGUAAAGACUGCAGAGACCAUUCUCCCAGCUACACAUGUCGCCAACAAGGGCAAGGCCAACAAGGGCAAGGGAGGCCACCGUAG